GGAAGCACAGAGGAAUCACUAAAGUAAACCUGUAAGUGUCUGUGUAGAGAAGACUCCUGCCUGUAUAAUACAAGAACAGCAGCUACCUGUGUAGGAUAACUGGGACAGUAAAUGAGAUUGACCUGGUCGAAGAUGAUCGAAAUAUGGAGAGUGAAAGCUGAAGUUAACUGAUAAUCAAAGACACCGUAAUGGCACACUCAUCAACUGGAGAGGAUUUUGCUGAGCAGCAACCUGCUGAUCUGAGAUCAGCUACUCUCCAUCCCUUCAUCACAGCCCAGACUGGAGGCAAUGCUGUGGUACCCCAGCUUGUCAGAAACAAUAUUACGGGUGAUCUAAAUAUUACUAUAAACAUCAGUUCUGAAGACAAAGGUGUUAAGCACAGAGGAGAGCAGGAGUUGAAUAAAUGCCCAGAGGAGCCCUCACUGGGUGCUGGAGCUGCAGCCGGUGGUGACUGCACUGGGAGGAGGCACAGUGCUGAGGCCAGCUCUGUCUACACACAAGAAGAGCAGGGACACAGCAGCCAUGGCAUGGACUGUACUGAGAAAGACCAGGGAGACAGACAGUCCGUGAUUGUCAGUGCUGUACCCUUGUAUUGCAAUGAUCAGGACCAGGAAGCAGAAUACAAGAGAUGUGCACAAAGAGUCCAAGAGAAGCUGAAAUCCAGUCUGAAGGAGAGGUCUGAGUGCAUAGUUGAAGGUGUUGCAACGUCGGGACGCUCCUCACGCUCCAAACGCACGCUCCUCAACAAUAUUUACACAGAGCUCUACAUCACAGAGGGGGACAGUGAGAGGGUCAAUAAUGAACACGAGGUGUGGCAGAUUGAGACAGCAUCCAGGAAACAGACCAGACAAAACAAUGCAAUCAACUGCAAUGACAUCUUUAAACCCUUACCUGGACAAAAGACACCCAUGAGAACUGUGCUGACAAAGGGGAUUGCUGGCAUUGGAAAAACAGUCUCUGUGCAGAAGUUCAUUCUUGACUGGGCAGAAGGAAAAGCCAAUCAGGAUGUUUGUUUCAUGUUUGUUCUUCCUUUUAGGGAGCUGAACUUGAUUAAAGAUGAACAAUACAGUCUGCUUGAGCUUCUGCGUGACUUCCACCCUGAAACAAGAGGGAUUGAAAACAUCAAGUCUGAUGUUUGCAAAGUUUUGUUCAUCUUUGAUGGUCUAGAUGAAAGCAAACUUCCCUUAAAUUUCCAGCACAACAAGGUAUUAUCUGAUGUAACAAAGACAUCCUCAGUGGACAUGCUGUUGACAAACCUCAUUAAGGAGAAUCUGCUUCCCUCUGCUCUCCUCUGGAUCACCUCCCGGCCAGCAGCAACCAAUCGGAUCCCUUCUGAGUAUGUCCACCGGGUGACAGAGGUACGAGGGUUCAGUGACCCACAGAAGGAGGAGUACUUCAAGAAGAGAUUCAGUGAUGAGAACCAGGCCAGCAGAAUUAUCUCUCACAUGAAAUCAUGCAGGAGUCUCUACAUCAUGUGUCACAUACCAGUCUUCUGUUGGAUUUCUGCUACUGUUCUGGAGCGACUGUUGGGUGAGUCUGACUGUGGAGAAAUCCCUAAAACGCUGACUGGAAUGUACACACACUUCCUGCUCAUUCAGUCCAACAUAAAGAAUCAGAAAUAUCAGGGAAGAAAUGAGACAGAUCCACAAAAGCUUCUGGGGCUGGAUAAAUACAUCAUUCUGAAACUGGGGAAGCUGGCUUUUCAACACCUGGAAAAUGGCAAUCUCAUGUUCUAUGAAGAGGACCUGAGAGAGUGUGGCAUUGAUGUCACUGAAGCGUCAGUGUACUCUGGGGUGUGCACAGAAAUCUUUAAAGAGGAGUCUGUGCUGUUUCAGAAGAAAGUGUACUGCUUUGUGCAUCUGAGCAUCCAGGAGUAUCUGGCUGCUUUGUAUGUACUUCACUCAAAUGCAGUCAACAAGAUAAAGGUAUUGAAGAGGUUUUUCAGACGAAUUUUCUCAUUGACCGACCAGUCACUAUAUGACUUGCACAAGAAAGCUGUUCAGAAGGCCUUGGAGAGUAAGAAUGGGCACCUGGACCUCUUCCUGCGAUUUCUUCUUGGCCUCUCACUGGAUUCCAAUCAGAACCUUCUCAAAGGCCUUCUGACACAGACAAGAAGUAACUCAGAGAGCAUCAAGAAAACAGUCACGUACAUCAAGGAGUUGAAGAGGGAUGAUCCAUCCCCAGAGAGGUGCAUCAAUCUGUUCCACUGUCUGGCUGAACUGAAUGAUGAUUCGCUUAUGAAAGAGGUCCAAAAGUACCUGAGCUCAGAAAGUCAUGAAAGGAUCUCACCUGCACACUGCUCUGCCCUGGCCUAUAUGCUCCUGAUGUCAGAGGAGGUGCUGGAUGAGUUUGACCUGAGGAAAUACAACACCUCAGACGAGGGGCGCAGGAGACUGGUUCCAGCUGUGAGGUGCUGCAAAAAGGCUCUGUGA
Molecule: messenger RNA, 2432 nt
Organism: Megalops cyprinoides (Indo-Pacific tarpon)
Lineage: Eukaryota; Metazoa; Chordata; Actinopteri; Elopiformes; Megalopidae
Product: protein NLRC3-like
Exons: 7
Coding region: 189-2432 (747 amino acids)
Source: RefSeq, a predicted model, not a curated record